Synchytrium microbalum is the source of this 471-nucleotide messenger RNA. RefSeq lists its product as uncharacterized. Bases 1 to 471 code for a protein of 156 amino acids. The transcript is spliced from 6 exons. Gene Ontology annotation, cellular component: endoplasmic reticulum. The record is from RefSeq and is a predicted model, not a curated record. NCBI's taxonomy places the organism in Eukaryota, Fungi, Chytridiomycota, Chytridiomycetes, Synchytriales, Synchytriaceae.
AUGGCAUCUAUCUCGCGCCCUCUCUCUGACAGGCCACUAGACCUUUUUCUCACUGCAUUCUUCAUUGUCCAUAUACCAACGUCUUUGCUGAUUGACGGUCAAGCAAUUCUACCUAAAUAUCUGACAUGGGGUCCUGCUCGCUCUGCUCUGGAUUGGUUUGUGGGCUUCAGCUCGGACCCGUUCAUGGGCCCAAUUGGAAGAGGUCCUAUUCCUUGUCAUGGCUUGAUCAAUGAUUCACCAAAGAUCCGUGUUCCCUCGAUCUUCUACUGUGGGCAUGUAAUGACAACGUUGGUGCCAAUCUUGUCGGAGCUUUGCUUAUCUGAAACGCUCACUUUGGCUCAAAAGCAAACGUUGAUAGGAAUAUAUCUACCAUAUUUUGCUAUUCCAGCUGUCCUACUAUACCGUAUGACGCUCGGAUUCGAGAAAUGGAGAUUGCCUGGGGCUAAGCGCCCCGACUCGAAGGACCAAUAA